AUGGCUUCCCGCAAACCAGACUUCCACCUCUUGAUGCCCGCCGCCAGCCAGCCGGAUCUCCAGUUCCAGUCACGCAGCCCCAUCCGCAGCCCUCGAUUCCACGAGGACUUUGACGCCCCCUUCUCCGAGUCUUUCCUGGACCCUCCACCUCCCAAGACGUCCUACUUUGUGGAGAGCAAAGACAAGGUUCCGCCGCCGCCUCAGCGAAGCUACGACGAUAGCUGGGUGCAAUUGCCCAAGCGCCGGGCGAGCGUCAACGACAAGGUACUGCAAUGGGCCAAGCGGUCGUUGACCAUUAAACGACAGCGUCCUUCACGCCCUGGCGAAGGCUUUUCUGAUUUACGACCGCCCCCGAGUAGGGCCUCCAGGAGGAUGAGCACCUUGCCAAUGGAGACAGGAUACGGCAAACGCAACAAUCACACUCAGCCUUCGACCAUCAUCACUGUGGCCGAAAUUCCCAAGCCGACUUAA
Trichoderma gamsii is the source of this 471-nucleotide messenger RNA. RefSeq lists its product as hypothetical. The transcript has a single exon. NCBI's taxonomy places the organism in Eukaryota, Fungi, Ascomycota, Sordariomycetes, Hypocreales, Hypocreaceae. The record is from RefSeq and is a predicted model, not a curated record. The coding region runs from base 1 to 471 and encodes 156 amino acids.